Molecule: messenger RNA, 3832 nt
Organism: Condylura cristata (star-nosed mole)
Lineage: Eukaryota; Metazoa; Chordata; Mammalia; Eulipotyphla; Talpidae
Gene: TTYH3
Product: tweety family member 3
Exons: 15
Coding region: 166-1875 (569 amino acids)
Cellular component (GO): plasma membrane
Molecular function (GO): volume-sensitive chloride channel activity; intracellularly calcium-gated chloride channel activity
Source: RefSeq, a predicted model, not a curated record
CGAAUCCGAGCCGGGCCGAGCCGGGCCGAGCCGGGCCAGGCCGGGCCCUGGAGCGGGUGGACUAUGCGGGCUGCGAAGCUUGGGUGCACGGGCCUCUGAACCCCGCGCCCCCGGGCUAGCCAGGAAGCCGUGCUGCGGCCGUGCGACCGAGGCUGCCGGCCCGCCAUGGCUGGGGUCAGCUACGCGGCGCCCUGGUGGGUGAACCUGCUGCACCGGCUGCCCCACUUCGACCUGCACUGGGAGACCACCAGCAGCCAGUUCCGACCCGAGGACACCGACUACCAGCAGGCACUGCUGCUGCUGGGGGCCACCGCGCUGGCCUGCCUCGCCCUGGACCUCCUCUUCCUGCUCUUCUAUUCCUUCUGGCUGUGCUGCCGGCGGCGCAAGAGCGAGGAGCACCUGGACGCCGACUGCUGCUGCACCGCCUGGUGCGUCAUCAUUGCCACGUUGGUCUGCAGCGCCGGCAUCGCGGUGGGCUUCUACGGCAACGGGGAGACCAGUGACGGCAUCCAUCGGGCUACCUACUCGCUCCGCCACGCCAACCGCACAGUAGCCGGGGUCCAGGACCGCGUGUGGGACACAGCGGCUGCUCUGAACCGCACAGCGGAACCCAGUCUGCAGAGCCUGGAGCGGCAGCUGGCUGCGCGCCCCGAGCCCCUGCGGGCGGUCCAGCGGCUGCAGGGCCUGUUGGAGAAGCUGCUGGGCUACACAGCUACCAUUCCGUUUUGGAGGAACUCGGCUGUGUCUCUGGAGGUGCUGGCUGAGCAGGUGGAUCUCUAUGACUGGUACAGGUGGCUGGGCUACUUGGGCCUGCUACUUCUUGACGUAGCCAUCUGCCUGCUGGUACUGGUUGGCCUCAUUCGCAGCUCCAAGGGCAUCCUGGUCGGGGUCUGCUUGCUGGGGGUCCUGGCCCUGGUCAUCAGCUGGGGAGCCCUGGGCUUGGAGCUGGCUGCAUCUGUGGGCUCCAGCGACUUCUGCGUGGAUCCUGACACCUAUGUGACCAGGAUGGUAGAGGAGUACUCGGUGCUGAGUGGGGACAUCCUGCAGUACUACCUGGCCUGCUCGCCCCGUGCCUCCAACCCUUUCCAACAGAAACUGUCGGGCAGCCACAAGGCGCUGGUGGAGAUGCAGGACGUGGUGGCCGAGCUCCUGAAGACUGUCCCGAAGGAAUACCCAGCCACCAAGGACCCCCUCCUCCAUGUUCAGGAGGUGCUGAACGGCACAGAGGUGAACCUACAGCACCUCACUGCCCUGGUGGACUGCCGCAGCCUGCAUCUGGAUUACGUGCAGGCCCUGACAGGCUUCUGCUAUGAUGGUGUCGAGGGCCUCAUCUACCUGGCCCUCUUCUCCUUUGUCACAGCACUCAUGUUCAGCUCCAUCGUCUGCAGCGUCCCACACACCUGGCAGCAGAAGAGAGGCCCGGAUGAAGAUGGGGAGGAGGAAGCUGCCCCAGGGCCUCGGCAGGCACACGACAGCCUCUACCGUGUCCACAUGCCCAGCUUGUACAGCUGUGGCAGCAGUUAUGGCAGCGAGAACAGCAUCCCAGCCGCCGCCCACACUGUCAGCAACGCCCCGGUCACUGAGUACAUGAGCCAGAAUGCCAACUUCCAGAAUCCCCGCUGUGAGAACACCCCCCUCAUCGGGCGUGAGUCCCCGCCGCCUUCACGCUAUCUGGCUGCCCUGGACUCUGGCAGCCAUGCGGGCUGGCAGUUUAAGCCCAUGGACAGUGCCCGAACGCUGUGGUGGCCGUGCCCUCAGAGUGACAGGGCAGGCGGGCCUGAGGGCCGAGCAGCUCUCCCUUCUCAGUUCCAUUUCCACCAGGACAGGUGCCGUGUCCUAGGACCCAGCUGUGGGACGGGACUGAGCUGGCUGUGACUGAGCCUUCGGCCCCUGCUGCCCCUCUUGGGACUAACCACUAACCUCGCCCCAGCCUCCGCUGACACCCUAUCAGCGAAUGUGACCCCGAGAUGAGGCCUGGGACAGCCGGCUGGGAGUCGGACUGAAGUAGCCAUUUCUUCUCGGGGUGCUGCUGGGGUGGGGCUGUGACCAUCAGGCAGCCUGAGGGUCCUAGAGGCCUCUCCGUGGGCCGGUGCUGCCCCAGGAGGGCCCUGUCCUCAGGAACGAAGGUCCCUGGGGCUGGCGGAGGUCCCUACAACCUCCGUCCCUCCCUGUGAAGUGGGAACGAGGCUUCCCUAAGGUGCUUUUGGCUUUAGUGUACAAUGUUUGCUGAGUUUACUGCCGUGAGGUUGGAGCCGCCCCCACACCAGGACGGGAAGGUUCUUCAGCCCCAGCCCUGGCCUGGCCAGCUUGAGGUGAAGAAGCCAGGCCAGGAGUAGCAGCCAGCUGGGGUCCCAACACACGUGGGCAGUGGCCCUGCAGUUUACAGACCUGUGGGCUCUUCCAGAGCAGUGGGCAGUGCCCUUCCCUGGGCAGCCCGGGAAGAGGCCAUCUUCCUUUCUUCAUGCUGGUGUCUGGGACCAAUAAGAUGAGGGGAAGGCGAGCGCCAGGCCAUAUCUUCCCCAACCUGGGGGGCAGCCUCUACCCUGGAGGGAGUGGGGGGGGGCAAACUCAGGGGUGUCCCAGGUGGCCUGGGGCCCCAGCCUUGAAUCUGAGCCCCCGGGCAUGACCAGACCUCACCUGAGGGUACUCUGGCCCGGGCCCCCGGCAGCCACGCCAACCUGCCUGGUCUUGCCUCUGGGUUCUGCCCAGACGCUGGGUCAGGAGGGAGGCGCCAGGGUGUCUGCCAUGCCUGCUGCCACUGCUCAGAAGCACAAACUGGGCUGCCCGCAGUGGCUGCGGCAAGGCCGCCAGCAAUGUGAAUGUACAUAGCAUGAGAGGCGGCACCACCCGGGAGGGGUGGCCUUAUUUCGCCUCGGGAGUCCCACCGUCAUGUGCUUGUGUGCCCGCCCCGUCUGUGACUUCACCCAAGUUCUACUCACAGAGGCUGAAUAAAAGAAAAGGGGUUCAAACCCAAGCCUCCAUCCAUGGAGGGGAAGAAGGUCCUGCUAUUGGUUUUCUUUUUGGUCUGAGUUUUUGGGGCCUCCUUCCUGACCACCUCCUCCCAGUGACCUCCACAUUCACUCCCACCCCUGCACUAGUGAGCCUUGCUCCCCUCAGGUCCUGUGGCAUCUUGUCGGGAUUGGAGGCCUUGGGCUGGGAGAGAGGGGCCUCGGUGUGAGCGGGAGGUGUGUCUAGCAGGGGUCCCUGGCUCAGGGGUCCACUCCCCCCGGGGGUCCUCCUGGCCUGGUGUGGCACGGUUUGGGUGGGGGAGGGCGUGUGGUUGGAAGCCCCUGACGUGUCCUGCCACAUCCAUCCACCCCAUCUCACUAUGCAAUUCUAGUCCAAGCACCACUCCCUCCCUCCAGCACCCCCAGCCCAGGCCCAGGAGGGGGGGUGGUUGGCAGCCUCCAGGCCCCGCUGGGGUGUGGACAGGAACCAGGGCCUUGCGUGUGGGGUUUUGUUCUGUUUAACCAUGGUUGUGUGCCGUACCACUUUAUAUUUGUUAUAUAUAAUAAAUCUAUAUGAUUUUUGUUAAGCCUCUGAACUUCUCCAGCUCCCCUCCUGGCCCUUUCGCCCACCCCCGAAGUGUGAGUUAAUGUCGCCAGUGGGGAGCUGAGACCUGGGCUAGGUGUCGUUUUUUCCUCCAACCUCCUUGGGGCCAUGGCUGUAUGUGCUGUCGCUGUGUUUUCAGUUUUUUUUAGACUGGGUUUGGGGUUUGAUUUUUAUUUCUUUGGGGGCUUUAUUUUUCUUGGCAAACUAAAAAUCUUGUCCAUGUAAUUUCUGUGGUUUCUAUUCAGCUUGGGUUUCAUGUUUUAAAAUAAACACAUUUUAA